Equus quagga is the source of this 2743-nucleotide messenger RNA. It is a transcript of the gene SP100, whose product is annotated as SP100 nuclear antigen. The transcript is spliced from 28 exons. Gene Ontology annotation, biological process: regulation of transcription by RNA polymerase II. NCBI's taxonomy places the organism in Eukaryota, Metazoa, Chordata, Mammalia, Perissodactyla, Equidae. Gene Ontology annotation, molecular function: protein binding; DNA binding; DNA-binding transcription factor activity, RNA polymerase II-specific. The record is from RefSeq and is a predicted model, not a curated record. Bases 93 to 2570 code for a protein of 825 amino acids. Gene Ontology annotation, cellular component: nucleus.
UCAGACUUCCUGCUCAGGGCUCAGCAGCCACCCUGGACCCAGGCUGGGUCAGAGGCCAAGCUCCAGUCCAGGCAGGGCCCUGGGGCGGCAAGAUGGCCAGUGGGGGCAGCAACUUCAGCGCCAGCAUAUCCACAGAAGACAAGAACGCACAAGACAGGCUCUUCUAUGAGACUGUAUUCAGGCACUUCAAAAGACAUAAGGUGGAGAUUUCAAGUGCAAUUAGAAAAGCAUACCCUUUCUUUGAGGGCCUCCGUGACCGUGAACUCAUUACCAAUAAAAUGUAUGAAGAUGCUCAGGAUUCUUGUAGAAACCUGGUCCCUAUACAAAGAGUGGUGUACCAUGUGCUCAGUGAACUGGAGAAGACUUUUGAUGUGCCGCUUCUGGAAGCCUUGUUCAGCGAGGUCAACAUGCAGGAGUACCCCGAUUUGCAGUACAUUUAUAAAAGCUUCGAAAAGGCAGUCCAAGAGAAAAGAUAUCUCCAGGAAAGGGAAGGAGAACAGAUGGAGGAGAGGCCUAAUAUCCAGCUAAGACUUGAACAAGGAACUGGCGAAAACUCACGAAGCCCAUCCUGGUCAGGUGAAGAAUCCUGGUCUUAUCACGGUACAGCCCCACCUGAAAAUGGACUCUCAGAGCACCUCCGUGAAACAGAACAGAUAAAUGCAAACAGAAAAGAUACCACAAGUGACAAAAAUAAUGAACUAGAAAGCCAUCAAGCAAAUGAACAAUGUGCCCGAGAGUCUGAGCCAGCAGAGUCCUGUGAACAAGCACCUAUCCAAGAGAAUAAUGGAGAUGCAAGAAGGGAAACACCCAGCCCAGCGUCCUGUGAUGAAGAAACAGCACAGCUACUCAGCCAUGGAAUCCAACUGAAUUCCUGUUCUGUACAUCUGGUGGAUAUAAAGAAGGAAAUUUUUAACCCAGGAGAUGAAAGGCAAUCCCAAACAAGGGCUAACUCUAACCAGGCAUCUGACGUAAUAGUGAUCAGCAGUGACGACUCUGCAGAAUCCAGCGAUGGAGAUGAGUUCUCAGAAGCUUCAACCUGGAUACUGAAAAGUUGCCCUGAGCUCAUGGAUUUGAGAAAAUUGCCAACAUGCAGAAAAGGCCCUCGGAAAAGAUUGAUGGCAUGUACAGACUCUUCAGAGUCCAGAGUGGAUGAGGCACCUCUGGGAGCCAGGAGCUCUGUCUGGCGAAGAGAUCCUGAUGAGGAGGAUCCUGCGGAUAUUGGAAGCAAAUCUAUUCUGGGGAUAAGUAAUACGAAAAGAUUCUUUCUGGAUAACAUACAGAGCUGCAAGAAGAAGAAGUAUGUGCAUACAAGCGCAAAGGGGAUCGGCAGUGAUGACUUUUCAGAAUUGAAUAAUGGAGAAGAGCCUCAGGAAAUUUCUAUCUCAGCCCUAAGAAGUGGGUCAGGUGUUCCAGGAAGCCAAGAAGCAAGAACUGAGAAUAAUCAACCAUCUGACAUGAUGGAUACCAUGGAUAUUGGAAACAAUUCUACUUUGGGAAAACACAGUGGGAAAAGAAGAAAAAAGAGACGUUGUAUGAAUAAAAAAAACAGUCUCCGAAAAGUGAAAAAGAGAGGUGUAAAUAAAAUCCAAACUCGGGUGAGAAGAGUGUCAUGGAAAAGAGGCAGACCAAAAGGGAGAAAAACAGUCACCACUGGGCCUUUGAAAAGAGGCAGAAGAGGUCCAAGAAUUCCCAGAGAUGAAAACAUAAAUUUUCGACUUCCUGAACUUCCUGUGACCUGUGGUGAGGUGAAGGGAAUUUUAUAUAAGGAGAAAAUGAAGGAAGGAGUCUCAGAGAAGUGCAUCCAGAGUGAGGGUCAAAGCUGGUUCACCCUGAGGGAAUUUGAAGUCAAAGGAAACUACGGACCAUCCAAGAACUGGAAGCUGUCUGUGCGCUGCGCUGGACGGCCCCUGAAAUUCCUGAUUGAGAAAGGAUUUCUACCAAACCCACCAAGAAAAAGAAAAAAGCAGGCAGUACCAGGAUCUCAUGACGAUGCCUUUGUUGACCCUUAUCCACAAAACUCAAAUGAAUGUGAGGUGUGCUGUACAAGGGGACAACUGUUCUGCUGCGAUACGUGUCCAAGGUCCUUUCACGAGAAAUGCCACGUCCAGCUUAUAGACGCUGCCAGGAACCCAUGGAGUUGCAUCUUCUGCAGCAUGGAGAUUAUUCAGGAAAGGUGCUCAGAAAACCAACAACGUCAUCAGGAAUCUGAGGUCCUGAAGAGGCAGAUGCUGCAUGAGGAGAAGUUGAAAUGUGAGUUCCUCCUCUUGAAGAUCUACUCCUGUUCAGAAAGCCCCUUUUUUGCCUCAAAACCAUACUAUAGUAAACAGGCAUUCUGGAGCCAGAGGAAGCCCAUGUGGUUGAACAAAGUCAAGAAAAAGCUGAAUAAGAAGAUGUACGCCCGAGUGGAGGGGUUUGUGCGGGACAUGCGCCUCAUCUUUCAGAACCACAGGGCAUUUUACAAGGACAGGAAAUUCGUCCGGCUGGGACUUCAACUAGAGGACAAAUUUGAGAAUAAUUUCAAAAACAUUUUUGCAAUUCAGGAAAUAAGUAAAAACCAGUUCUCAGUUUGAGCCCAUAGUUUUAUAACAUACCUCAUUUCUCCCACCCCUUCAUGAUGUUGUGCCUGUGGCCUCACUGACCACUUUGCCUGUUGCUGUGCAAACAACAUCAUAUUAUACUUCUUUUUCAAACUCACAUGGCCAUAUAGGCUCAUUUAUUUUUCUAAGUAAAAUUUAAAACUGUC